This is a messenger RNA of Ornithodoros turicata, 1485 nucleotides long. RefSeq lists its product as uncharacterized. The record is from RefSeq and is a predicted model, not a curated record. Gene Ontology annotation, molecular function: nucleic acid binding; zinc ion binding. Lineage: Eukaryota; Metazoa; Arthropoda; Arachnida; Ixodida; Argasidae. The transcript has a single exon. Bases 1 to 1485 code for a protein of 494 amino acids.
AUGGAACGUCUCAAGGUGAAGAGGACGUCGCGAAGGAGACAAGCUACGAGACUUGUGGGAGAAGCCAAGACUGCACUGAGCAGCACUCCUAAUGAUCGGAAGACCGUCGAAAGCUUGUUGGAACGUCUACGCGUGAACCUUGAAGAGCUGAAAGAGAUCAAUUCCGAGUUUGAAGGUCAUCUCAAGGACGAUGAAUUAGAGGUGGAAUAUGAAAUGGCUCUGGAAUACGAAGAAAACUCUAUAAAGGAAAUGUCUAACCUACGUGUCGCCUUGCAAGAGCUCACCUCAGUGUCGACGCCUGCCACUCAGGUGGCCGCUCCAACAAAUGUGGCACUACUUGGGACUCAGUCUGCCGCUCACACGCCGUCGCUUCAUGGCAAUCACGCUGGGACCCGUCUGCCAAAACUUCAACUGAUGCAUUUCCGAGGUGACCUAUCGGAGUGGCUUCCCUUUUGGGAACAAUUCAAAGGAACCGUACAUAACAACAGUAACCUUUCACAACCAGAGAAGUUCUUCUACUUAAGGUCACUGUUGGAUGGAGCAGCUGCAGCCGCCAUAUCAGGUCUACAAGCUUCGGAGGUGUGCUACAACGAUGCCAUUGAAAUCUUGAUGGAAAGAUUUGGAGACAAGCGUCGCAUUGAAAGGCAGUACCUGACCAAACUGAGGACAUUGCCUCCAAUGAAAACUCACAAAGAUUUUCGGGGGCUUAGGAAGCUAUAUGAUCAAGUUCAAGCAAACGUGCGAGGUCUCAAAGCACUGGGUGUGGAAAGCAGCUCCUUUGCAACAAUGCUGACAGAUACUAUCCUUUCAGCGUUGCCUACUGAAAUGGCCAUGGAAUAUUAUCGUACUGAGAAGAGAGGCCAGCAGCUUGGCACAGCAAGUUUGGAAGGCAAUGGAGACGAGACCAAUGCCGGAGUGAGUACCGCUGGAAGAGAGAUUGUUGGAACUACGGAGUUAGAUCGAAUUCUAAAGUUUCUCCUAAUUGAAAUCGAAAGCUUUGAGCACCUCAAGUUCAAUGGAUGUGCCUAUGUCGACAACGAGAUGAGAGGACAUCAGAGGCAAGGUGAUCGACAGAAUUCAAACAAUGGUGGAUUCAAGACACGACCGGCAGCGUCAGUUCUCCACACCACUGCUCGGGAAAUGACCAACGAUUGCAUAUUUUGCAACACCUCGCGACACAUAACGGAGCUGUGCGACGCAGACAUCCCGCUGGCAGAGAAGAAAACUACUCUUGCAGCUCAAAAGCGAUGCUUCCGUUGUACGAAACAUGGACAUCAUGCAAGAAUGUGUAGGAAGAAAAUAACCUGCUCUGCAUGCGGAGGAAGGCACGUAAGGACGAUGUGCGAUCCUUUGUGGAAACCAAGUGAACAGACAAAAGUGAAAGAAGUCGUCAGUACUAGCAUGCACACGAGUGGGACUGGCGAAGAUGUGAAGACAGGUACUGUCGUCUUACUUCAAACGUUCAGGGCAUUGGGCCGUAGCUGA